AUGGCGUCAAACAGCAACAACAAGCUUUUUCCGGAAACCGACGACCCGAGAAAGAAGUUAAGAGCCUUCAGUAGACAACCGACAGCUCCGCCAGAAAAUCAACAGCAACAAGAGAAACAGAUGAGCAAGAAGAAACAUGAGAAGAUGCAACCAGUUAUAGAACAGAAUCCCAAACGGAUUAUAGUGAAAGGCUAUGGUGGAAGUGGAAAUCAAAAGGAAGGUCAGAAGACAGGAAAUCAACAAGGUAGAAACAAGAAGGACGGUCAACAAGAAGAACCAAUGACGAACUCAUUGAACACCGACCAGACUACUUUGACAGGACUGACUACGAUAGCGGAAAAUCCACCUACCGGGCAAAGCCAAAACACAACUAAUGAAGCAAACCGAACAAUUGAUCAACAAGAUCUAGAAAGUGAUAGCUCGUUAGAAUACGUAGGAAGUUAUCAACAUCCAGAAGAGUCAAGUGAUGAAGAAACCUCAUGGGUGAAAAUGAAGGAGGUAAAGAGAGAGCCGGAAAGUAGUCCUAAGGAAGGAAGGAAGUUACUCACCGGAUUAGUAUCCAGCCCUUCAAUGAGAAAAGGGAAGCAACGAGAAACCAGACAACCGACACCUGGGCCUUCGAGAAGCCAAGCGGCUGCCCUGUUAGAAAUAAGGGAGGCACUCGACAAAGAAGACUACGGGAAACAUGCCGAACUAAUGACAGCGUACCUGUUACGGUAUAAUCCGGAGAAGAUUCAAGUCCUUGCAAGCGAAACAGAGCAAGCACCUCAACUGAGAGAGGCACCUACAGCCCGAGCCGCCAAUCCUAACCCCCAAACCGCACAACCUAGUGCACAAGUUCCCUUAAAAACAAACCCAACGGUACAUCCUUUGCCGAAGACCUCUUCAAAGUCAGAAAAGGCAAAACCUUCCAGCGCAGUGAAGAACAUACCCAAGGGUAGACCGAUGUCGGACGAAGAAGACGAAGUAGAGUGUCAAAAGGAAGGAAGAGGAGGAGGAUUUGUCAAGAACGGAAUAGAGUUUGUGGAUGGUCAAGUCCCUAGUCACCACAUGGCACAACUGACAGUGUUCUGGGACAAUCGAAUCCGAAAGUUUAAAGGAUACGUGCCGGUGUCGAUGUUCAAUCAGGCCUGGUUAUAUGCCAAUGCGCAAGUAGAAGGCAAGAAAGCAUCAAAGAAGAAAAAGAAGGAUAACGACUCCGACUCGGAAGAAGAGACUUACGAAGGACUGGUCUACCCAAACGAACUACGUCUAUCGUACGGCGACUGGAUAACUUGCUUUAAUCUUAUGCUAGAUUACCUAAGACGAUGGUUUGACUUCAAAAAGCUCGCCAAUAAGUUUGAAGGCCAUAAGCGCAACGUCGAAAAUAUCAAAGCAGAAAAUGACGAUAAUUGGAUGAUUGCAUUACGGUACGACAUCUUGCUAAGGCGACAGAUAUGGACAAUCAGAGUAGAAGGUGGAAAAGUAGGAGAUCCAUCAAAUGCCCUCAAACCAUUCGAAGUCUCAUAA
Melampsora larici-populina 98AG31 is the source of this 1509-nucleotide messenger RNA. RefSeq lists its product as uncharacterized. The transcript is spliced from 3 exons. The coding region runs from base 1 to 1509 and encodes 502 amino acids. Lineage: Eukaryota; Fungi; Basidiomycota; Pucciniomycetes; Pucciniales; Melampsoraceae. The record is from RefSeq and is a predicted model, not a curated record.